AUGCGUGUUCUUCGCAGCAUCGUCCUGCUCUCGGCGCUGAGUCCACCCAUCUCGGCCGUCCCCGCGGGUUCCAGCAUUGCGCCUGAUGCAGCUACACCACCGCAGCUUCAACCCGCCAACUUCAUCGACCAGCCUCCUCAACCGCGCCGGCCGUGGAAUUGUCUUCGAGAUUGGGUGAUUGAAUCUUUGUGGGGGAAGCCCCGGUCAUCAUCUCUCAAGCAGCUCAGCUUGCCAAAGAAUGUGCGCGACCGUUACGGGAGCGACGUUGUUAUCCGCUUUCACCUGCGACAUCCGCACGACGCCGAGGCGCUGGCCGCGGCGUCCAAAGUUCUUGUGCUGGAUGUCUGGGCGACUACAACCAGAUAUGUUGAUAUUCGACUCGCCGAAGACAUGAUACCCUCUUUCCUCGAUCUGCUCCCUCCUUCCUUGCGAUCGAGUCAUACUCCGCUCAUGGACGAUCUGGUCGACAUGAUCUACAAUACCUACCCACGACAUCUCCACCCGUCGUUAGAAACCGAACCGGACUUCCGGUCUGGGAGCAGGCGAGCCGCGACCGCGCCGGUGGAAGAUGUCUUCUUCCACGACUAUCAGCCGCUAUCGGUGAUUGUGCAAUGGAUGAGAUUGAUGGCGUCCAUGUUCCCCACACAUGUCCAGCUGACGAGCGUAGGAAAAUCCUACGAAGGUCGGGACAUUCAAGCUCUGCGAGUUGGAGCGUCGCCAUCGCCGCUGGAGCCAUCGGGCCCACGCAAGACGAUCUUGAUCGUUGGCGGAUCUCACGCGCGGGAGUGGAUUAGCACUUCGACCGUCACCUACGUGGCAUACAACUUGAUCACUCGCUACGGCCAUUCCGCCGAAGUGACCCGACUCCUGCAAGAAUACGAUUGGAUAUUGAUCCCCACGCUGAACCCAGAUGGCUACGUCUACUCUUGGGAAGGGGAUCGUUUGUGGCGCAAGAAUCGACAGCCAACCGGGCUGUCACUCUGUCGAGGCGUGGAUCUCGACCGAGCCUGGGACUAUGAGUGGGACGGCGAGUCGACUCGGUCGAACCCGUGCUCGGAAAACUACGCAGGAUCGGAGCCAUUUGAGGCCCUCGAGUCUCGUCGGUUGGCCCAGUGGGCGCAGAACGAAACCGAGAGCGGUCGUGCCGACAUGGUGGGCUUCCUGGACCUGCACUCAUACUCUCAACAGAUCCUGUACCCAUACUCCUACAGCUGCUCCGCCGUCCCGCCAACCUUGGAAAGUCUAGAGGAACUGGGCCUGGGACUAGCCAAAGCAAUUCGCCAGUCUACCCACGAGUCGUAUGACGUAACAUCGGCUUGCGAAGGGAUUCUGACCGCCCAAGGGUCGUCCCGCACCAGCGCGGGCGGAAGUGCCCUGGACUGGUUCUACCACAACUUACACGCCACGUACGCGUUCCAGAUCAAAUUACGCGACCGAGGUAGCUAUGGCUUCCUUCUUCCACCAGAGGACAUUGUUCCCACGGGGAAGGAGAUUUUCAAUGCCAUUUUGGCGUUCGGCAAGUUUGUUUGGGGGGAGAAACUACGUGAGCUAGAGGACUUGACAGUACCGACGGUCAAGGCCCCGUUCAACUUUGAACAGAAGCCGCUUUCUUUGAAAUAA
Messenger RNA from Penicillium diatomitis, 1620 nucleotides. RefSeq names its product M14 family metallopeptidase. Lineage: Eukaryota; Fungi; Ascomycota; Eurotiomycetes; Eurotiales; Aspergillaceae. Gene Ontology annotation, molecular function: metallocarboxypeptidase activity; zinc ion binding. Gene Ontology annotation, biological process: proteolysis. The coding region runs from base 1 to 1620 and encodes 539 amino acids. The transcript is spliced from 2 exons. The record is from RefSeq and is a predicted model, not a curated record.